CGCCUCCUGGGUUGCUGGGUGAAGUCCUUUAUCAAACGCCUGUGCGACUGUGGCUGUGAGGCUCCGGGAAGGAGGCCCGUCUCUAAACCCCGUGGACUCUUCGGCAGGUGGGGGUGUGGCCGCAGCUGAAGGACACUGGUGGUGGCCAGGCCAUGCGCCCCGCAUUCUGGAAUGGACCUGGGGCGAUGGAGGCCGACGAGGACUACCAGUCCCCCUUUGAUUUUGCUGCCGGAGUGAACAAGGAGUACCUGUACCUGUCUCCCAGGGGGCAUCUGUCGCCGCCCGGGUCGCCGGUGCCGCCGAGACUCGGUCUGCUGAGAACAGACCCAGUCCCCGAGGCUGGAGAGGAUGCUGCUGCCACGAUCAGUGUCACGGAGACCCUGUCCGAGGAGGAGCAAGAAGAGCUGAGGAGCGAGCUUGCAAAGGUGGAAGAGGAGAUCCAGACGCUGUCGCAGGUGCUGGCCGCGAAGGAGAAGCACCUGGCGGAGAUCAAGCGGAAGCUGGGGAUCAGCUCCCUCCAGGAACUCCGGCAGAACAUUGCCAAAGGGUGGCAGGACGUGACCGCAACGCCUGCAUACAAAAAGACGUCUGAAACCUUGUCUCAAGCCGGACAGAAGGCAUCGGCUGCUUUUGCAUCGGUGGGCUCGGUCAUCACCAAGAAGCUGGAAGACGUAAAAUUGCAAGCCUUUUCCCACUCCUUUAGUAUACGCUCCAUUCAGCAUUCAAUUAGCAUGCCCGCUAUGAGAAACUCCCCAACUUUCAAAUCAUUUGAAGAGAAGGUUGAAAACUUAAAGGCAAGUAGAGAGUCUAAAGUAGGGGGCACCAAGCCUGCCGGCGGUGAUUUCGGAGACGUCUUGAAUUCGACUGCCAGUGCUAGUGCCACGGCCACGGAGCCUCUUCCAGAGCAGACCCCGGCGGGCCCGUGAGGUCCGGCCACUGUCCUGCACCACUGCCAGAUGCUGCCAGCGAGACCCAAGCACAUCUUGUCAGCGUUCAUCGCCGUGAAUCCCACCCCACGUGCUCUCAUUUCGCCUUAUGUAUUCCUUUGACUAAAUAGUCUGUGGGUUAAACAAAAUAAAAAUAUCUUCACCUCUGUC
This is a messenger RNA of Myotis davidii, 1097 nucleotides long. RefSeq names its product tumor protein D52 (gene TPD52). NCBI's taxonomy places the organism in Eukaryota, Metazoa, Chordata, Mammalia, Chiroptera, Vespertilionidae. The record is from RefSeq and is a predicted model, not a curated record. Gene Ontology annotation, cellular component: cytoplasm. Bases 153 to 926 code for a protein of 257 amino acids. Gene Ontology annotation, biological process: B cell differentiation. The transcript has 8 exons.